CUCUCCCCAUUCCAGCCAAGUUUUCUCGGAGGAAGUUUGAUGAGCAGACGGCAGUGUCGGGUCGCCGCGUGCAUGGAGCGUUGACAACAAGUGGUGGAACCUACUUUGCGGCAGCGAUGUUACUAAGGCCGCCAUGACAUCUUGGUUUCCUCGCAAGCGAGGAACGGCACUGGUGAUAUUCGUCGCCCUUUGCUACGCCGCUCUCGUCUUGCUUGGCUGGCCACUCAACUUUCAAGAUGGCGCCGUCCAUCAGAAAAGCAGACUUGUGGUGUUACGGUCGGCCCCGGGCUUUCCGGAGCGCGCACCGGCCACGGAGGAGGGAAACCAAGUUAACGAAGCCAACCUAGUCGAAGACGAAGGCACAAGAUUAGAGGACCUGUUUCUUAGUGUCAAGACGACGAGAGCAUUUCAUCAUAGUCGUCUAGAUGUUAUCCUCAAGACGUGGUUCGCACUUGCACGGGAUCAGACGUACUUCUUCACGGACCUGGACGAUCCCCUGUACCAGAUGAAGACACACGGUCAUUUAGUGAACACCAAGUGCUCAGCGUCGCAUAAUAGGAAUGCACUCUGCUGUAAGAUGUCUGUCGAGCUGGACACGUUCGUCGAAAGUGGCAAAAAGUGGUUCUGCCAUUUUGACGAUGACAAUUACGUGAACGUGCCUCGGCUGGUGAGCUUGCUGCAGCAGUACAAUCCUGUUGAAGAAUGGUACCUGGGGAAGCCCUCCAUCAGGCAACCCCUGCAGAUACUCUCCAGGGACACUCAAAAGAACAUCACCUUUUGGUUUGCGACGGGCGGCGCAGGAUUCUGCAUCAGUAGAGCACUGGCGCUCAAAAUGAUGCCCAUUGCAGGUGGAGGGAAGUUCAUCAGCAUUGGCGACCGGAUCCGUCUGCCUGAUGAUGUCACCAUGGGCUACAUUAUAGAACACCUUUUGGGCCACAACCUUACAGUCGCAGAGAGCUUCCACUCACACUUGGAGCCGAUGAAGUUUCUUCGGAAGGAAUCCCUGAGCGACCAAGUGACAUUUAGUUACUCAAAGUUUGGCGGUCACAUGAACGUGCUGUCCAUCGAGGGCUUUGAUCGAAACCUGGACCCAACAAGGUUCAUGUCCCUCCAUUGCCACCUGUUUCCAAACUUCAGUUUUUGCAAUCGAUCUGAUGUAAAUAGUCUGUACAGAUAAAAAGAAUUUGUAUUAUC
This is a messenger RNA of Ornithodoros turicata, 1194 nucleotides long. Its product is annotated as fringe glycosyltransferase-like. Bases 134 to 1177 code for a protein of 347 amino acids. Gene Ontology annotation, molecular function: O-fucosylpeptide 3-beta-N-acetylglucosaminyltransferase activity. Gene Ontology annotation, biological process: regulation of Notch signaling pathway. NCBI's taxonomy places the organism in Eukaryota, Metazoa, Arthropoda, Arachnida, Ixodida, Argasidae. The record is from RefSeq and is a predicted model, not a curated record. The transcript is spliced from 8 exons. Gene Ontology annotation, cellular component: membrane.